This is a messenger RNA of Colius striatus (speckled mousebird), 1496 nucleotides long. Its product is annotated as interferon regulatory factor 9-like. The coding region runs from base 57 to 1298 and encodes 413 amino acids. Gene Ontology annotation, biological process: regulation of transcription by RNA polymerase II; immune system process. The transcript has 9 exons. Gene Ontology annotation, cellular component: nucleus. Lineage: Eukaryota; Metazoa; Chordata; Aves; Coliiformes; Coliidae. The record is from RefSeq and is a predicted model, not a curated record. Gene Ontology annotation, molecular function: DNA-binding transcription factor activity, RNA polymerase II-specific; protein binding; RNA polymerase II cis-regulatory region sequence-specific DNA binding.
ACGCCGCCCCCCGGCGGCCCGGCCCCGGCGCCCCGAGCACUGACAGCCUGCCCGAGAUGGCGUCGCGGCGGCUGCGGCGGCUGCGGCCCUGGCUGGUGGCCCAGGUGGAGAGCGGGCAGUUCGCGGGGCUGGCGUGGGACGACGCGGGGCGGACGGCCAUCCGCAUCCCCUGGCAGCACGGCGGGAAGGGGGGCGCGCGGGGCGGCGCCGGCGCCGCGCUCUGCCAGGCUUGGGCGGAGUUCAAGGGUCGGCUGCGCCCCGGGGACCGGCCCGACCCCGCCGGCUGGAAGACGCGGCUCCGCUGCGCCCUCAACAAGAGCCCCGAGUUCCAGGAGGUGCCCGAACGGUCGCGCCUGGAAGGGCCGCGGCCCUACAAGGUCUAUCGGCUCCUUCCAGCCCCCCAGCAGCGAGGGGGGCAGCCCCCCAGGCGCAGAGCCCCGGAGAGGGAGGAGGAGGUGGAAGUGAGCCCGGCAGCGGGAGGCUGUGGAGGACACCCCCAGCCCCACAGUGCAGCGGCAGCAACCCCCAGCCCCAACGAGGCCUCAGCCAAGGAGUCUCAACCCGAUGGUGGGGGCACUGCCCUGGCUCCUCCAGCCGUGGCCAUCAUGGUGGAUGCCCAGCAGCCCCUUCCCCCUGCUCAAGGGGACGCCGCCUUGGGCCUGCAGCUGUGGCUGGGGGGGGCUCUGGCCUGGAAGGGCUACUUGCCCCCUGGUGACUAUCUGCUGGCUGCCCCCGUGCCCCCUGGGACACCCUUGGACCCGCCUGGGCUACUGCCUCGCCUGUUCCUCCUGCCGCCCCCUGAGGAGGCCCCCCCUGAUCUGGGCCGGCUACUGGCUGGGCUACGACCAGGGCUGCUGGUAGCCAGUGCCCAGCACGGGAUCUUCCUCCGGCGGCGGCCUGCAGGGACACUGGCUCCCGCGGGGUGCACGAUUCAUUGCAAUGGCCCCCACAGCCCGGGGGGGCCCCUGCUGGAGGGGCAACUUGUGCAGCCGUUUGACCCUCAGCGUUUCCAGGAGGAGCUGAGCCAGCACCGCGCUGGGCUGGGCCCCCUCCCCAAGCACCAGGUGACGCUGGCCGUGGGACAGGAGCUGGGCCCCGAUGAUGGGCCGCACAACCGCACCCUGGUCCUGCAGAUCAUGGAGCAAAGGCCCCACUCUGGACACCGUGACUGUGCUGGAUUUGUUUGCAAGUUCUUUCUCUGCUCUGUCCCACUGUUGAUAGACAAAACCUGGCUGCCCACUGCCAUCAGCCUCCCUCCCUCUGCUGCUGCUCCGGGCCGUUGGCAGCCUCCUGCUUGAGGGGCUCCGCAGAGCAGCUGAGCGGCACCAGCACUCUGGAGACCUGACACUGCUCUUGUAAUUUUCUUGCCCUUUGUCACUCACCUCACUGCCCACAUCAUGCUUGUAUGAAGUAUGGUAACUAAAUGUGGAGGGGUCUCUGGGAAUCUCAAAUCUCUGGAGUCUGGUAUCAUUAAAGUAAAAAACAAUUACAAUGAA